UUGAUACCAGAAGAAGAAGAAUGCGAAGCUCAUUUCUGCUCAAUUCACUAUCGUGAGCAGACAGGGAGAUCAAACUGAGCAUCAAAGAAGAUCUCAACAGUCUGGCCAGACUCUCAAUACCACGAUGGUUUCGCACCUAUAAAGACUCAACGGUGGAAAUCCACGGCUUCUCUGACGCAUCUCAACUCGCCAUGGUGGCAGUAAUUUACAUUACUGUUUCUACACGGCUCACGCGCUCAUUGACGUCACUAGUUUGCGCGAAGACUAAGGUCGCGCCUCUCAAGAAACUCACGAUCCCACGGCUAGAACUCACCGCAGCGCUGCUUCUCACAAAACUUGCAAGAUAUGUUUCAGAUACUCUCCAAGUACAGCUCAAGGCUACGCAUCUGUGGACGGACUCAAAUGUCACACUCACGUGGAUCAAAUCACAACCAGGACGUUGGAAGGAGUUUGUCAGGAACAGGGUAUCGCAAAUUCAUGAACUCGCCCCUGACGCACAAUGGAGACACGUUCCUGGCACUUCCAACUCUGCUGACUGCGCAUCGCGGGGCAUCUCGACAGAUCAAUUAGAGAAACUCAACCUCUGGUGGGAGGGUCCACAUUGGCUGACGCAGCCAACAGAACAUUGGCCAGCUCAACCAGCGCACGCAGAAGCAGUGGCAGAAUUAGAAGUGAGACCCAAUGUCUCUCUCAUCAUCACAGCUCCAAAGUUAAGUUAUCAUUGGGAUCUCAUUUACAAAUAUUCGUCACUUAUUAAGCUCUAUAGACUCACUGCGCUUUGUUCUAGGCUAGUUGCUCGAUUACGCGGAAGACUAGAAGAUCCGCCAGUAGUCCUCAUCUCAUCGAAGGCCAUGGAAAAGGCCAAGCUCUUUUGGACGCAGGCAACCCAGCAACUGUUCUACAGGCAGGAGUUGAAGUUGCUCAGCGCCGGCUCCACGUUGCAUUCAGCGCAUCCCUUCAAUCGCCUGACAGCUUUCAUCGAUUCUGAGGGAACUCUCAGGGUUGGAGGAAGACUAGCUCAUGCAGCGCUAACAGCACAAGAAAAGCAUCCUGCGAUUCUUCCAAAGGAGACGCUAUUGACGAAGCUCAUCAUCAAAAACGCGCACAAGAGCACUCUGCACAACGGGACUCAGCUCACACUAGCCUACAUCAGACAGGCUCAUUGGAUCAUCAGUGGACGAGCACCGGUGAAGUCUCAUAUUCUCAAGUGUGUUAUGUGUGCUCGGCAAAGGGGGAUCCGUGCUCAACAACUGAUGGGCCAACUACCUCUUUGUCGAGUUACACCGUCAAGUCCAAGCGACAACGCUCAUUGCGCAAAUUGAAGCUGUGCUCAACUCCAGACCGCUCGAGCCUCUCAGCGACGACCCUGAAGACGUUUCCGCAUUGAUGCCAGGACAUUUCCUCGUCGGAACAGCUCUCAAUUCAAUUCCGGAGCCGUCUCUGCUAGACAUCAAGGAGACUCGACUGUCCAGCUGGCAGCGCAUACAGCAACGGACACAACAGUUCUAGAAACAAUAGUCAGCGCACUAUCUCCAACAUCUUCAGGCAAUCUCCAAAUGGCAUCACCCAUCUCAUCAGCUCAAAGUCGGUGCACUGGCACUGAUAACUCACGAACACUUGGCUCCCAGCAAGUGGCCACUUGCCAAAGUCACUGCAUUACACCCUGGCAAGAACGGACUCUCUAGAGUCGCUACGCUCAAGGCAGCGACUACAUCACUGGUGCGACCAAUCCACAAACUCAUCAUCUUGCCGACUCGUCAGGAAAGAGAGGAUUCAACAUUUCAACAACAAUGACUUGUUGAUGGCGGGCGGAAUAUUUGCGAAUCGGCUUUCAAAUGACGCGCAGGGAGGCUCCCGGCGUCCCAUCGAUCAGUCAUCGAUCGACAGCGGGCGCUCUUGUCCAGCAGACAAGAGUUCGGCCGAAUUUCGGAACGCGCAACGGUCGCGUGCUCACGCCACGUGCGCUGAGUCGCCAUUGUGAAUCUAGUGUUCAAAAUAAACGGAUCGCGACCAGACUUUUUGGACAUUUUUACCAGCCUACCUCAAGUUCAGCUCAAAUUCAUAGUUAAACUCAUCCCAAAGUGCGGUAAGGUGAAGUUCAGCGCAUCAGCGCAUCAGCUCAGCAACCAGCAGGCGGCUGAAUUUAUAUAUUAACACUUUGCCGACCGCAGACUCCGCAUCGCCUUUACGCUGCCGCCGGCGAGAUUCACACAGGUUCUACUGCUCGCUAACGGUGGUGGUAGAGGAUUGGAUUGAUGUACCCCGGCGGUCGUUUGAGGUGUCGGGACUUCGGUUCUAGUAUCCGAAAUCAGUCUGGGGCCAUCUAACUCAUUGCAAGCGUUCACCUCCUAGUGGUUACCACCGUGAGUACCUCAUAGCCACGGAUUAGUCCGUGGAUAUCGAGGGAAACUAAGUAAUGCCUCUGCGACUUGCCUAACAGCAAGGCGGCUACGGCGUAAGCCUCUGUUGGUAGUCUCAACGACCCAAUCAUAAUCCCACUUCGGUGGUUUUAUGAUUGGUACGAGACGGUAGGGGCCCGGGGAUCUUGCCUUAAUCGGCCGGAUUGCGAGUAUGGUAACUCUAUAAAUUGCCCCCGAAUCCUAAGCUAUGGUGCGUAGCGAUGGGAUGUGUGGUUGGGUGGGCAGCCCCAAUCCCAAGCGACCAACCUGAGGAACCUGCCGAAACCCCAAUGUACUAGGCUUGCCCGGGCAAAGGUGGCUCUGGUCGGGUGGACCUCCUUUCCACCACACUCGUGGGAACAACUAUGAGUAUUUCUUUAAAAUCCAAAAAACCUAAGACGAAGAAGGAGGCUGCAGUCAUUAGCAGCGAUGAAGAGGGGCGAAUGGAAGUGGAUACAGCGCAGGUUGUACUUACCCCAGUCGCUACACCUAGUGGAGGAACUACCCCUAGACUAGGGCAUAGUCGUACGAGUUCGAUCUCCUCUAUUACAGAGGAGGUUGGUACUCCACUUUUGGCAAAAAGGAAAAGAUUUGACACCUCGAGAUCGGAAAUCGACUCGCAAAAGCCCGCUGCUCCACUUGAUGAGGUGAGAAAAGAGAGGGAGGAACUAGAAGCUUAC
This is a messenger RNA of Hylaeus anthracinus, 3079 nucleotides long. RefSeq lists its product as uncharacterized. The transcript is spliced from 2 exons. The coding region runs from base 192 to 1322 and encodes 376 amino acids. Lineage: Eukaryota; Metazoa; Arthropoda; Insecta; Hymenoptera; Colletidae. The record is from RefSeq and is a predicted model, not a curated record.